Molecule: messenger RNA, 306 nt
Organism: Saprolegnia parasitica CBS 223.65
Lineage: Eukaryota; Oomycota; Saprolegniomycetes; Saprolegniales; Saprolegniaceae
Product: histone H4
Exons: 2
Coding region: 1-306 (101 amino acids)
Biological process (GO): nucleosome assembly
Molecular function (GO): protein heterodimerization activity; DNA binding; structural constituent of chromatin
Source: RefSeq, a predicted model, not a curated record
AUGAGCACUUUCAAUUUCAACAGCAACAUCAACAACAACAACAUGUCUGCGCCACCGCAAGGUCGCGACAACAUCCAGGGCAUCACCAAGCCCGCCAUCCGCCGUCUCGCGCGCCGUGGCGGCGUCAAGCGCAUCUCGGGCUUGAUUUACGAAGAGACGCGCGGCGUGCUCAAGGUCUUCCUUGAGAACGUCAUCAAGGACUCAGUUACGUACACGGAGCACGCGCGCCGCAAGACGGUGACGGCCAUGGACGUCGUGUACGCACUCAAGCGCCAGGGCCGCACGUUGUACGGCUUUGGCGGCUAA